Messenger RNA from Daphnia pulex (common water flea), 1783 nucleotides. It is a transcript of the gene Ufc1, whose product is annotated as ubiquitin-fold modifier-conjugating enzyme 1. Gene Ontology annotation, cellular component: cytoplasm. The coding region runs from base 1141 to 1647 and encodes 168 amino acids. Lineage: Eukaryota; Metazoa; Arthropoda; Branchiopoda; Diplostraca; Daphniidae. The transcript is spliced from 4 exons. The record is from RefSeq and is a predicted model, not a curated record. Gene Ontology annotation, biological process: protein K69-linked ufmylation. Gene Ontology annotation, molecular function: UFM1 conjugating enzyme activity.
GUGUUCGAGAUAUGUAUCUUGUUCGGGCUUGUUCGUAUUUUCCCCGAAGAAAUUGAUGGGACAAGGUGUCGAACUCUUCUUUCGCCAGCCUUUAGCGUCGUUUAUUCAUCAUUAAACUCUUCGCAGCGCAUCUCCUCUGCCAAGGUUCGCCGUCUCUCAUACCGGUCUAUUACAGCAGUAGCCAACCUUCGAGUACUACUGCGUACAAGAAUGUCCCACGUCUUACGAUGAUAAUCGAUCUGACCUGCCCCAACGAAUGUAUCUCAAGGUUUUUUUUUUUUAUAUAUGCCGCGCAUAUCAGUUGUUAGUAGUUGGUGUUGGUUAGUAGUAGAGUUAGAAGUUGUUUAGUUUUAGUAAGUUAGCAGUUAGUAAUUAGUUGUUGGUUAGUUUUAGUAAGUUAGUAGUUAGUUGUUAGUUGUUAGUUGAGUUAGUACAUAUAUAGUUUUAUACAGGGCGACAUGGGGAACAUUAGUGGUAGACAUUGUGGCGGAAGUGGGAAUCGAACACGGGACAUCUACGUACAACGCUAGAUGCUAUAACCAUUAUACCAUGGUCGCAUAUCCUGAUCAAACUAUAUCCGGAAGUAGAUCAUAUCCUAAAAAAGUAUUGGUUGAGAAUAUCUGAAAAUAUGUCAUUUAUAUUUCUCAUUACCUAGUAGCCUAGUGGUAAAGUCUUGAAAUAGUACGCAAGAGUCCAGGGUUCGAUUCCCGUCGAAGAGUUUGUUGCAUUCACUACUUCAAUUAUUUUCGCUUCACUGCUAAGAAUCGAGGUUGCCCUUGCCCUACAAGAAAAUUAAAGUAGAAGCGAAACCAUAAAUAGGUUAGAAUUUAUUCUCAACGAAAUCAGAGUCAUCCUAAUUGCAGUAGGAGAUAGGACAUAUUCUAUUUUUUUUUAAAUGGAAAACAAAUCACUAACAGUUACAGGCUAACAGCCCUUGCUAACGCAGCCCAGGUAGCUGACAUUUCAACGCGAUUUAAAUUUCAAUCGCUCAAGUUUAAUGUAUUUCAUAACAUCUCCAAGAGAUGGCGAAAACUAAUAUUGACGUGUCAGAUUACAGACGAAAAAGUGUCACAUUGAACGCAUGGAAAUGGUGAAAGUAUACUAACGCAGCGAGCAAUACAUUGAACGAAAUCUUUAGAAAUGGUUGACGAAGCAACUCGCAAAAGUUUGAGCGGGAUCCCUCUACUCAAAACCAAAGCUGGCCCUCGUGAUAAAGAGCUUUGGGUUCAGCGGUUGAAAGAAGAAUUCCAGGCCCUCAUCAAGUAUGUCGAGACGAACAAGCACCAGGAUAAUGACUGGUUCCGACUCGAAUCUAAUAAAGAAGGCACCAGGUGGUUUGGAAAAUGCUGGUACAUUCAAGACCUGCUGAAAUAUGAGUUCGAUGUGGAAUUUGAUAUUCCAGUCACAUACCCUACUACAGCACCAGAAAUCGCUUUGCCAGAACUAGAUGGUAAAACUGCCAAGAUGUAUCGAGGAGGAAAAAUUUGCCUGACAGAUCACUUCAAACCACUGUGGGCGAGAAAUGUACCCAAAUUUGGAAUUGCUCAUGCUAUGGCUCUUGGGUUGGGACCCUGGUUGGCGGUAGAAAUUCCAGAUCUUAUCCAGAAAGGUAUCAUCGUGUAUAACGACAAAAGUAGAGCAACAUAAUCUUUAUUUCAGAUUUUUAUUGCAAAAAAAAUAUUCGAGAAAAACAAAAUGAACGAAUUUAUGAAUGUACUGUACUCCAUGAAAGAGCCACGGAAAAAGAAUACAAUCCAGUGGCGUUUUGUUACGCGAUGGGUCA